GAGAAUCGAGGAAAAAUCGAGCACAAAUUACUCUACUCCUGAAACUCGAGAUCAAUCACUGGAGUAUUGUAAAGGUGUAUAUAAUUUUCCCCUCAAAACUCAAUGCACAUGCAGUGAGUAUUAAGAAAACACACUUAGCAUCUAGAAGGAUGUGCCGUUUUAUGUAAUGCACACUAAACAUUCCUGGUACUGGCUACCUAUGCUCUUGUGAUGAUACACGAGACAGCUGUCUGGAUGAGGUUGUGUUUCAAGUAUUGAUUCUGCUACUGUGUCACAUGUUGCAGACAAAUCGAUAUAAUCAGAUAUUGGAUGGAGAGCAGGCAGAAAACUAAUUGAUUGAGUCAUGCACUGGUUUGCAUUUCUUCUCUUUGACUUUCUAAACACACGUGGUCUAUUCGGGGAUAUGACCUACCCCAUAUAUCCAGUCCAGACAUGUCCUAUGAAUGAAUCCGCUCGGAGACUGUCCUCAGACCGGCUUGGCUGCAAUGACACCUACCUAUAUCUCUGUGUUCCUAAUACAGACCUAUCGUCCCUGGUGGAACUCUGUUAUAUGAAAGUUAAGCGUCUAUCCUUGUAUCAAAAAGAUCACUGUUUGAAACUUUCCAUCGACGGAUACAUGGAUGGUGUGAAAUGUGAUCACUUUCUGUCGGGAUGUCCUGAUAAGCCUUACUAUGGAACUGAACUUUAUCAGUAUCCUAUGUGCCUGGAUAUACACACCAAUUUACAAUGCUUCGCAGCAGAUUUGCAAUGUGUGAAAGAGAGGCUACUUAAUGCAUCAAUGCUGUGGAAGUCAGAUGUAUCACCAGACAACGCUAACAGCAAGAAUGUAUGCAUGAACGUGAUAGUUCUGAGUUUUCUUAUAAUAUGGACCACAAUAACUACAGUGCUAAGUUGUAUACCUUGCCUACGCACAGUAAAGCGGCAUUUGGAGUCGGAACCUGAGAUGCCUCCCUCACAAAACUUGAAACAAGCAUGCAAAGACGGAAACGCUGAUUUGUACUUCAAUUUGAUUGGUGUCCACAACAGCAUUUUAGUCUAUUCAGAGGUGGACAAAGAUGGUUGGAAUAUUUUACACUAUGCAGCACUUGGAGGUAAUGAGGCCAUCUUUCAAGAUCUUCUUGAAAAACGUGAUAUGGAUGUUUCUCAUAUAACUUUCAACAUGGAAACAGUUUUGCAUAUAGCUGCAAAGCAUGGAAACACAGAUAUAUGUAAGCUACUCAAACGGAACAGUGCCUACAACAAUCUCAUCAAUCAAAAGGAUUGUAAUCAGAUGAAUCCUUUCCAUGUCGCAGCUCGAUACGGCCAUCUAGAUAUUCUUAAAUUAAUGGAGGAUUCAGGGUGUAAUAUUUUAGAGAAAGUAGGUAUGGCUCAGGAAAAUAUAGCUAUAUUUUCUUGCAUCGGAAGAAGUCUCGAAGUUUUGAAAUAUAUCGGUAGCAGUCCGUCGUUAAAAAAUGCAUUAAAGGAAACAAAUUAUGAAGGAUGGAAUGUGGCUCACUAUGCUGCUAAGAUAGGCCGUUGUGAUAUGCUGGAAUACCUGAUAGAUGAAAUGAAAGUUGAUGGAAUUAAUGAAUCAGAGAAGAAGAAGAAUUGCCUGCAUACAGCUUGUGAAAAGGGUCAUUACGAGGCUUGCAGAUACUUAGUAAAACAGGUUACUGGAAUUUUACACUUAAAAGACGAUAAUGGGAAACAUGCUGCACAUUUUGCUGCUAUGAGUGGAAGCGUGGAAAUUAUGGAAUUUCUUAAGGAAAGUGGACUACCCAUUCAAAAUAAAGAUGAAGAAACCCUGACUGUUUUACAUAUAGCUUGUCAGCAUGCUCGCCUGGAUUUGUGUAGGUACAUCAUAAAGAAAUAUCCACAGCUUCUAAACGUGGAAACAAAGAGAUCUUGGAAUGCAGCUUUGUUUACUGCAGAGAGACAGGGAGACGAGGAAAAUCGAAUCAAAAUAUUUGACUUACUGAAAUAUAAUCAUAUCAAUUGUUAUCAUGUAACGGGAUCUGGAAAAACUGCUCUCUACCUGGCUUGCAGAAACAAAUCCUUCACAUUGUUAGAACACUUACUGAAACGAUAUCCAAAAUUUCACACAACCCAAAGAGCCAUGGACCCUAUCGAGGCCGCGGACGGUGAUAGCAGGAUCAUUGCGUUAUUUGGAAAAUACAAAAAUGGCAACGGCAAAUUCAACUUUAAGAAUUAUUCAUGUGUAAUAUCUUGAUUGCAGUACCCAAUUUUGGCGUUAUUUUACUUGAUGUUGCCAAAGUUUCUUGUUAACAAAGGCAUAUCCGUUAUAGUUUUUUUUCUGUGGUACAUAUGUAUAUUUAUUUGUAAUGUAUCUUACUGCUUCUACACUUAGUGUGAUUUCCAUUAAUUUUCUCGCAUUUGUAUUGUUUCACCAAUUUAGACACAAUUUGUCAAAUUACAAAUUUCGACGAUAGAACAGUGAUCAAUGUAGAUUCUCAAAAAUUCGAAAGAACUUUUUGGUAAAUUUGAAAUCACAAAUCAACAACAUCAAAAUGUAUGAUUUUUCAAUGCUUUACACAACAAAUCUUCGCGAUAAAUUAAAUACUAGGUUUCUGACAUAAUAGAUAGCGGUUUUUUUUAUUUUAAAAAAGUAACUCGAAAACAUUCAUAUCACGUGAUAAGUCAUCCAAAGAAUUCCUUUAUUAAAUACCACAUGGUAUGAAUUAUGUCAAAGAUUAUGCCAAACGAUGGGUUAGAUAUGAAAACGUGGGACUUGACACCUUGUCGGAAUGAAUUAAAAAUAUAAGAGGAAUAUGAAAAUUUCGUAUUAGACACAUCAAAGCAAAAGUACAUAACAUAUAUUCUUCUGUAGACUAAAACUGAGAUUAACAUAGUAACUAUGGGAAGGCCAAACUGCAUUAAGGGUUGGUUUUUUGUUGUUGUUUGUUUUUUGUAAAAAUAACUGUCCAUAAAUAUCGAAUUACUGAUUAAAUGCACGUUUAAAAA
Molecule: messenger RNA, 2961 nt
Organism: Ostrea edulis (European flat oyster)
Lineage: Eukaryota; Metazoa; Mollusca; Bivalvia; Ostreida; Ostreidae
Product: putative ankyrin repeat protein RF_0381
Exons: 7
Coding region: 344-2209 (621 amino acids)
Molecular function (GO): protein binding
Source: RefSeq, a predicted model, not a curated record